AUGGGGCAAGAGAUAACUCUCCCAUGCUACAAUGGAGGGGAAUGUGUCCAGAAGAAGUUCUGCGAGUGCAGCAGAUAUAACGCGUCUGGGUCUCGGUGCCAGAUAGUGUAUAACACGGGGGCCGAGAGAGACAGUAUAUGUCGCACGUGGGGUCAGUACCACUACGAGACCUUCGAUGGAGUCUAUUACUUCUUCUCUGGAAAAUUCACAUACGACCUCUUACGGCAAAAUGAGCCGGACCAGCAGAGCUUUGCCAUACAGCUCCAUAACGACGGGCAGUGCCAGGCUGCCCCCUACCCCUGCCCGCGCUCCUUCAGCCUCUACUUUGCCGGAGACGGAGAGAUAAAGUUACAGAAACAGGAGGUUCUCCAUAACCGACACAGGGUGGAGCUGCCAUACUCCGUGGGCUCCGUGAGAAUACAGAGAAUCUCCGCGUACGUGAUUAUCCGGCAGUUGAACGUAUUUACGUUGGCCUGGGACGGCAGCUCCGGUUUGUACAUCAGAAUGAGCCCCGAUUUCCUGGGUAAAACCCACGGACUUUGUGGGAAUAAUAAUGGGGUUCAGCAGGACGAUCUGGUCACGAGUUACGGGAAAGUCACGGAGAACAUUGAGGAGUUUGUGAAUAGCUGGAGGGAAAAUGCACCCUAUGAAGUCCCUGAAGCCGGAUCGGUGCCCCCCCCAAAUGUGCCCCCCUGUGCCGGGCAGAGCCAGGAGGCCAAACAGACGGGGCAUUCCCUGUGCAGCUCCAUCCUGCAGCCCCCGUUCCAGAGCUGCCACGAGUCCGUCAGUCCUUUCCCCUUCAUGGCCGCCUGUGCCAACGACUUGUGCCUGUCCGGGAGUGACACGGCCACGUGGUGUCGGGCACUGACUGAAUACGCACGCGCCUGCGCCCAGGCCGGGCACCCACUCCAUGGCUGGAGGGCCGCAUACAAGCAGUGUGAGAUCCAGUGCGAUAACGACUUGGUCUAUAACGAGUGUAUCGACUGCUGCCCCACGUCCUGCCAGCAAAGGAAGCCGUGUAUCGACAGCGAGAUCUCCUGCGUGGACGGCUGCUACUGCCCCCGGGGUCUCAUAUAUGAGAAUGGGGUGUGUGUCCCCCCAUCAGAGUGCCCAUGUGACUUCCACGGGACGUCCCACCACUCUGGCUCAACGGUGCAGGAAGACUGCAAUAACUGCACUUGCACUGGGGGGAAAUGGAUUUGCACCAACAUCACCUGCCCAGCGGAAUGUUCCGUCACCGGAGAUUUCCACAUAAUGACAUUUGACGGCCGAAAAUACACGUUCCAGGCGCCGUGCCAGUACAUUCUGGCGAAGAGUCUCAGCUCCGGAACAUUUACUGUCACCCUGCAGAAUGCCCCGUGUGGGCAGAACCAGGACGGCUCGUGUAUCCAGUCAGUGAAUAUAAUUCUGUAUCAGGACCCCAAGAAGCAGGUGACUGUGACUCGCUCGGGGGACGUGUUGGUGUUUGAUCAGUAUAAAGUCAGCCUGCCCUAUACAGAUGAUGUGUUUGAGGUGAGGAGCCUCUCGUCGGUGUUUGUGCAGGUGAAGACGGACAUUGGGCUGCAGAUUCGCUACGACCGGGAGGGGCUGAGACUCUACGUCCAACUGGCCGGGCGAUGGCAGGGCGACACCAUCGGGCUCUGCGGGACCUUCAAUGAGAACCUGCAGGAUGAUUUCCUUUCCCCGGUGGGGGUGCCGGAGGGGACCCCGCAGCUCUUUGGGAACGCCUGGAAGACUUCCUCCGCCUGCGCCUCCGACCUCUUCCCUUCCCCGCUCGACCCCUGCGACGUCCAUCUACAAGCAGCCGCCUAUGCCUCGGAGAGCUGCAGUAUCCUGACCAAGGAGCCAUUUGCCCCCUGCCACCCCUUCCUCAGCCCCGUGUCCUACUACGAGAUGUGCCGGGGGGACACGUGUAAGUGCGGCCUGGCCUGUAUGUGCUCCGCCCUGGCACACUACUCCCACCAGUGCCGCCGCUAUGGGGUCCACAUCGACUUCAGAUCCAACGUCUCCGACUGUGUGAUCCCCUGUGAGGAAAGCCUGCAGUACGGAACCUGUGUGAGCUCCUGCGGCCGGACCUGCCAGGCCCUGUCUGUGCCAGAGACGUGUAACGGGGAGUGUGCCGAGGGCUGCGCCUGCCCCCCCGGAAUGUACCUCCAUACCAACUCCCACAGAUGUGUGCAACGGAGCGAGUGUCCCUGUUACUUCCAAGGAAUUCACUAUAAUCCCGGAGAGAAUAUCAUAACGUCCCUGGGCAAAUGCCUCUGUAAGGAUGGCAUCAUGAACUGUGAGAGCAGCACCGUGGUACACGCGUGUCCCGCCGGGCAGAUCUACUAUAACUGCAGCCGCCCAGAACUCCCUGCAGAACUGAGCCGGGAACGGACCUGUGAGAAUCAGCUCCUGAACCUGACAAUGUCGGCCCAUCUGCCCUGCCUCUCAGGCUGCGUCUGCCCUAAAGGGCUGGUGAAACAUGGAGACGAGUGCUUUGAGCCGGACGCCUGUCCCUGUUCAUGGAAAGCCAAGGAAUAUUUCCCCGGAGACGUGGUGAAUUCCUCCUGCCAUUCCUGUGUCUGCCAACAUGGAUCCUUCCAGUGCACCUUCCGCCCCUGCCCCUCCAUGUGCACCACCUACGGGGACCGCCAUUACCGCACCUUUGAUGGGCUCCCCUUUGAUUUCGUGGGGGCCUGUAAGGUCCAUCUUGUCAAGGGUUUAUCCCCCACCAGCUUUUCUGUCAUUGUAGAAAACGUGAAUUGCUUCAACGCGGGAAUCAUCUGCCGCAAACUGAUCACCAUCAGCGUCGGCCAAUCACUCAUCUUAUUCGACGACGACUCCGGCCAACCGAGCGCCGCCAGUGUCCUGGAUAAGAGGCAGAACAUCCAUAUCUGGCAGGCCGGGUUCUUCACGUUUGUCCAUUUCCCAGUAGAACAGAUCACUCUCCUCUGGGACCAAAGAACAACCAUUCACGUGCAAGUUGGGCCCCAGUGGCAGGGUGAACUCAGUGGACUGUGUGGGAAUUUCGACCUGAAAACGGUAAAUGAAAUGAGGACCCCCGAUAACUUCGACCUGACCAACUCCCAGGAAUUCGGCAACAGUUGGGCAGCGGUGGAGUGCGCUGACAGCUCAGACAUUAGGAACCCCUGCAACAUGAACCCCCUGAGAGAGCCCUUUGCUAAGAAGGAAUGUGCCAUCCUGAUGAGUGAGGUGUUUGAGGCCUGCCACCCAGUGGUAGACGUCACAUGGUUUUACUCCAAUUGCCUGUCGGACACGUGCGGCUGCAGCCGGGGGGGCGACUGCGAGUGUUUCUGCACCAGCGUUUCUGCCUACGCCCAUCAGUGCUGCCAACAAGGGGUGCCCGUAGACUGGCGCUCGCCCAGGCUGUGCCCGUACGACUGUGAAUACUUCAAUAAAGUUCUAGGGAAAGGCCCAUACAGGCUGCUCAGCUACUUGGACCGGAGCCUGGUACUGGGAACCCGAGCGCAGGACGGGGGGGUCUUUCCUGCGAGGGGAGAGGAUUAUAUUCCCGGAGGGACAACGCGUUUCAUGCUCACCCCCGGCCUGUACAGACCCAGGGCCCACGAUCGGAACCUGGUCUCCUUGGAGAUUGCGGAUCGGCCCAAUUACUUCCUCCAUGUUGGAGCCAACGGGACCCUCCAUGUUGCUAAGUGGCAGAAAAGUGAGGAAUUUCACAGCAGAUCCACAUUUGUGAUCCACAAGAACACUUGGAUCUCCGGCUACAGCGCCUUCGAGAGCUUCGCCAAACCCGGCCACUUUGUCCGCAUCUCAGCGUCGGCCAUUUUCCUGGCCAAGUACCACCAUUCCGUGGCCUUCAGGCUCUCCACGCUCUUCCGCCUAGCAGAGUCAAAAUCAAGGGCUGAGUCUCGGCCAAUGUGUGAGUGGCGUUACGAUUCCUGUGGCAGCUCCUGCUUCCGAACCUGCCGGGAUCCACUGGGGGAAUAUUGCCAGGACGUCCCAAAGGUGGAGGGCUGUACCCCCCUGUGCCCCCCAGAGAUGGUGCUGGAUGAAGUGACAAGGAAGUGUGUGUUCUUCGAUGACUGUAUAGAACCUGCACUUGGGGUAAUUACAUUGCUUUCUACUCCGGCACCCACAAUGCUCCAAACUCUGACUCCAGCAGUUGCCAUGACGACGUACCCAACUGUAUCUAUGGCUUUGGCUCCAACUGCUCCACUAAUGCCCCCCUCCUCUACGACUUCUAAAUGGAUUGUUCCCUCAAGUCCAACCCUGGCAGCUGAAAUCCAGAGAAACGUGUCAGUGUGGCUUUCAGAGGGGACCCUUCCACCCUCAGCCUAUUCCUUUGUUACUGCCCCAACUCAAACUGCCCCCCAGCGGAAUCUCACAGUUACCCCUACAGUGCAUGUUCCGGGGACAUCGGAGGCUACAAGGGAAGUUCCUUCCUCAGACAUUCCUCUUCCCUUCACUGAGGGCCCAAGCGCCCCAGCCACCAUCGGACCCAUGGCCCCCACGCUGAGUGCCAGUAGCACGGAGACAGAAGGACCAACCAUCUCUCUAGUCUCCGCCUUCUCCUUGCCGACAGCAAAGCCAAAGUCAACUCUGCUUGAGGGAACCGCACUCUCCAUCUCCGCCAAUGCCACAGGAACGUUCUCCUCUCCGUCAGUCACAGGACUGCUGACCAGUGAAAGAACCACAGUCGUUCCUACCAAGGAAGCCACAUUGACGUCAGUAUCUCCAACACAAAGAGUGAGCACCUCUGCUGUUUCAGUCCUAGCACCCAGCGAGCCCCCCCGUGUAGCUACAGUAAGUACCACGCUCUCUGCAAUAACCGUGAGCACCUCAACCGCGUUGCAGUUACCCAUCACUACGCUGCUUCUUCCUGCAACCGCUGAGCUUCCAACCAAGCUUAGUUCUCUUUCUUACUCAGCAAGUCCAACAUCUCCAACAUCUCCAACAGCUCCAACAUCUCCAACAUCUCCAACAUCUCCAACAUCUCUAACAUCUUACACCACCAAGCUUGUCACUCCCCUGCCAGUCACUAACCUAAGCGCAUCCCCAGCUCCCACCACCAGAGAGACCACAGCCACACCAGAGACAGCCUUCUCCCUUCAGACUGCAAUGCCAACGUCUCCUGUCCCUGAGGGAACCGUAUUUCCAGCAUCAACAGAAGAACCGAGAACAUUAUUUUCUCCUGUGACGGAACAGGUCAGCAGUGAAAGAACAACAGUCUCCCCCACUAAGGAACCUACGGUUACUUCCAUUUACCCCACAGAAGCACUUACCACAGAUUCCUUUUCACUUCUGGAAACCAGCAAACCUCCUGAGAGCUUGUACACAUCAUCUACUGCUGCCUCUACUGUUCCUGUAUCCACAGAGAAGACCACAAAGACCACCCUGACUACACAAACAACUACUGAGCUUUCACUAACAGAGCACUUAACUCUAUCACAGACCACACUGAUGGUUUUCUAUCCUGGGACAGCUACAACUAGUAUUCCCUACACUGUGUCCAAAGACAGGUUGUCUACACCAACAAGUGCAGUUACUGUUACCGAGGAGAUGGUAAAAGACAGGUUAUCUACACCAACAAGUACAUUUACUACCACCAAGGAGAUGGUCAAAGACAGGUUGUCUACACCAACAAGUGCAGUAACUGUCACCGAGGAGAUGGUUAAAGACAAGUUAACCACACCCACAAGUACAUUUACAACCACUAAGGAGAUGGUCAAAGACAGGUUAUCUACACCAACAAGUGCAGUUACUUUCACUGGGGAGAUGGUCAAAGACAGGUUAUCUACACCGACAAGUGCAGUAACUGUCACCGAAGAGAUGGUCAAAGAUAGGUUGUCUACACCAACAAGUGCAGUUACUGUCACCGAGGAGAUGGUCAAAGACAGGCUAUCAACACCAACAAGUGCAGUUACUGUCACCGAGGAGAUGGUUAAAGACAAGUUAACUACACCGACAAGUACAUUUACUACCACCAAGGAGAUGGUCCAUGACAGGUUAUCUACACCAACAAGUGCAGUUACUAUGAUUGAAGAGACGGUCAAAGACAGGUUAUCUACACCAACAAGUGCGGUUACUAUGAUUGAAGAGACGGUCAAAGACAGGUUAUCUACACCAACAAGUGCAGUUACUAUGAUUGAAGAGACGGUCAAAGACAGGUUAUCUACACCAACAAGUGUGGUUACUAUCACCGAGGAGAUGGUCAAAGACAGGUUAUCUACACCAACAAGUGCAAUUACUAUGACUGAGGAGAUCGUCAAAGACAGGUUAUCUACACCAACAAGUGCAAUUACUAUGACUGAGGAGAUGGUCAAAGACAGGUUAUCUACACCAACAAGUGCAAUUACUAUGACUGAGGAGAUGGUCAAAGACAGGUUAUCUACACCAACAAGUGCAGUUACUAUGACCAAGGAGAUGGUCAAAGACAGGUUAUCUACACCAACAAGUGCAGUUACUAUCACCGAGGAGAUGGUCAAAGACAGGUUAUCUACACCAACAAGUGCAAUUACUAUGACUGAGGAGAUGGUCAAAGACAGGUUAUCUACACCAACAAGUGCAGUUACUAUGACCAAGGAGAUGGUCAAAGACAGGUUAUCUACACAGGCAAGUCCAGUAUCCACCACCAGCCAGGGGGUAGAAGACAGGCUAUCGACAUUAACAAGUCCAUCAACAAGCAGUGGCAUUUUGGAAACAUCUCCAAGGACAGGAGAGCCAACUUCCUUACAAACCACAGUACUUGUGUCACCAAAACAUGACAUGGUCACACCAUUUGCCACCAAAGUGUUACCGAGUGAAGUGUCAGGAAAACCAACAGGAUCGCUGGGAGUGUCUCAGGAACCCAGAAUUACAGAGACCAAGGCAGUGUCACCUACAAAACCUACCGCUCCCGGCACUGUCACUUCUCCACUGGCAACGAGCCAGAAUGCCACCCAACAACCAGUCUCGGAGACUUUCGCUGUCUCAAUGCCCCCGUCAGCUUUGUAUCCUAUAACCAUUCUAGAGCUUUCCACCAGAGAAUAUGUUUCUAAGUCUCCGACACAGACUUAUCCAUGGACUGUAGGGACAUCGACACAGGCAGUAACCUUGGAGAGAAGCACGGGAACCCCAUUUGUAACAUCUCCAGUUCCACCGGUCUCAUUCAAAACAAAGGUAGAGACCACUAAAUCAGUCAGUGGUGCCCUCACAUUAUCUGAGGUGCCAACUGGCACAACUACUAAAUUCUCACUGAUAUCUCCAGCCUCUUCUACUGUGCAAGGAACAUCUACAGUGCCCUUAACAGUCAGUGGUGCCUUCACAUUAUCCGAGGUGCCAACUGGCAGAACGACUAAAGUGUCACUGAUAUCACCAGCCUCUUCUACUGUGCAAGGAACAUCUACAGUGCCCUCAACAGUCAGUGGUGCCCUCACAUUAUCCAAGGUGCCAACUGGCAGAACGACUAAAGUCUCACUGAUAUCUCCAGCCUCUUCUACUGUGCAAGAAACAUCUACAGUGCCCUCAACAGCCAUUGGUGCCUUCACAUUAUCCGAGGUGCCAACUGGCAGAACGACUAAAGUCUCACUGAUAUCUCCAGCCUCUUCUACUGUGCAAGGAACAUCUACAGUGCUCUCAACAGCAGAGCCCACAAGUCCUUUGAGAACUUCACGUGUGACUUCCCCAGAGUCAGUAGCUACACUCACCAUCACUGGCACCACACUCCGCCCUUACUCAGAGCCAGCCAAAGCCACGCUGACCACAAGACUUUCUGUGGCCCCUUCCACUCUAUCCACCACAGAAUCUAAACCAGUCCUACUCCCUGAAGUGACUGCCAUCUCCCCCCCAAUGCCUACUGUAACAAGAAAGGUAACUAAAAAACUCAAAGAUUUAACCGGAACCAUGGGACCCUCUGAUAUUAAAAGUACAGUUGAGGAACUAAGGAAUGCAACAGCGCCCCCAAAACCUACAGAUGGGACAGCAUCACCCACUGUCCAUUUCUCUUCCCAGCAAACAGCACUGGUUGAGCCAACAUCAAUGAAGCCAUCAAGGGCGUUUCCAACUAAAGAUGUUACUGGAUCAGUUCUCUCAACAGCAGCCACCCAACCCAGCACGGCAGUCUCGGGGCCAAGCUCGGCCAGCCCUUCAGCAGAUAUCAUCAAGACAACGCAGUUAACCAGUCAACGCACAGAUUCCCCUCUUGCUCACUCAUCAUCCCAAGCUUAUUCAGCUGUCUCUUCUUCUUCCUUUACAGCAGCUCCAUUACCAAUCACAGGAAUAAAAGAACCAAUAACUGAGUCCUUGGCGACGUCUCCCAGCUUGGUCUCAGGUGUGAAUGCCACAGGGACCACCGCCAGGGAAGCGGCUCACCUAGUCACCCAGUUCAGCUCAAUGGCUACCUCCUCUGUGGGCAGAGAAACCCCACCAGCAUUUACAACGAGCCACGUGCCAUCUAAGGACCGAUCGGCAUCUUCAUUUACGUCAACGAGCGUCACAUCUGGAUGGAAAGAGCUGUCAUCAGCCGAUGCCUAUAAAGCGUCAGCUCCGGUCAGUUCUGUGCCCUCAUUCGCUCCAUCAGUCACUCUCUCUGAAACAUUAGCCCCUCUUCAGCCAACACCAAAGGGGCCGCCGGCGGCUGGCCUAGUAACUGAGGAGAUGUUGACACCAGCAAUAACAAUAACAAAGGAUAGAGUUUCAGGAACACCUAAGCCUGAAUUUCCUUCAAGCUACAGUCCACCCGUUGCCACCAUGGCCGUCACAGCCACCUCAGUUUAUUGGACUCCACUUUUAGGCUUUUUGUCUACUACUAAGAUUUCGACCAUUCCUACGGUCACCCACGCAGUUUCAGCCGUUCCGCAUGUAACGGUCCAAGAGAUGUUGGUGACGUCAAUGAAAACCACAAAUUAUUCAACGGUUUAUAGAGCGACCGAGCUCACCACGUUAGGAGCAUUAGUGCCACCUACGUCACAGGCAGCUUUCCACACACCACCCAUGCCCAAUGCCACGGCUACGGUCUAUGCUUCUCCAGCCUCUUACAUGACCAAACUCCCACCCGCGCCAACAACGCAUGCAGUUAGCCUUUUCCCUGUCAGCCCAACCAGCCCAGAGUCACUGUACCAAACUCAAGCCAUAAGCUCUCCAGCACUCAUUUCAGGAACGUCGCUGAUACUAAACACCACAUUCAUUCCACCGGUGACAAUGUCACCCACUUAUGUACCCCACACCUACCCACAGACUGUUUCAGCUUAUUCACUUGACCAGAGAACUGAUGAAGGAAUCUCAGAAGGACUGACUGUGUCGGCCUUGAUACCCUCCAGAGAAACUGCCACCUCACAAGCGUGUGUGCCCUACGCCGAGACCGAGUGCAUCAAACACAUCUGUGUGGAGGGGCAACUGAUCCAAGUGAACAAGUCGCAGAACUGCCCCUACACUGCCACCCAGCCGGGCUGCGGCCUCCUGGGAUUCGCCGUACGGAUCAACGGCGACAAGUGCUGCCCCAAGUGGGAGUGUGCAUGUCGCUGCUCCAUCUUCUCGGACCUGAGCUUGGUCACAUUCGAUGGCGGUUCUGUGGCUCUGUACAAAGAAGCCUCCUACAUCCUGAGUCUGACAGAGGACGAGUCCAUAACCGUUCAGGUCUCCCGAUGUGCCGGCAGGGCCGGCACUGAGGGGGUUACCCUGUGUCUGUCAGCACUGGAGCUUUCCCACUUAUCCAAUCAGAUUGUCAUUGAUCGGCUGAACAGGAAGGUGGCCGUGAACUCCAGGUACGCCUGGCCGAUGGUUAGAAAAUACGGCUAUAAAAUCGUGGAUACGGGACACAUGUAUCUGAUCGACACUCCCGGAAACGUCAAGAUUCAGUGGUUUCACAGCAGCGGUUUGAUGAUCGUCGAGUCCAACUCCACCAAUAAGCUUCCAUCUAUGGGUCUGUGCGGUCUGUGCGAUGGCAACUCCACAAAUGAUCUCAUUUUGCCCAACGGCCGAGUCCUGAGCAAAACAGAAGACUCCGUGGAGUUCCUGGACAGCUGGAUGGUGCCCUACACUGUAAAGUAUGUGGGCAGGGAACGGCACCAAGAUGCCAACUGUACCACCCUGGACUGUGCCGAGUGCAUGGAAAUGAUUCAGAACCAGACGUUCAGCAGCUGCCACCCUUACGUGUCCCCCGAGACUUUCUGUGAUUUGUGGGUGCAGGACCUGGAAUUCAUUGGAGACCCCUGCAAAGCCCUGACUGCCUACGUCUCUAUGUGCCACAAAUUCAAUGUCUGUAUCCAGUGGAGAAGCCCCAAUUAUUGCUCUUUCCAGUGCCCAGAAUCCCUUCAGUACCAGCCCUGUUUGCCUGUGUGUGACAUUCCCCGGACCUGCCAGAAUAAUGAGAUUGAUGUGAGUGACACUGAAUCCUGUGCCGGCCUGACGGAGGGCUGUGUGUGUCCAAAGGGCUCGGUUCUGCACCGCUCAUACUCAACUUUGUGUGUCUCAGAGAAACAGUGCGCCUGUACCGACAGCUCCGGGACCCCACGUGCCAUAGGGGAAAUGUGGAAAAGCUCCCACUCCGGGUGCUGCAUGUACCAGUGUAUCGACAACGAGACCAUCGUUCCCAUCGAGUCCGAGUGCAGCCCCACGGCGGAGCCCCCCUGCCCCAGAUACGGCCAAGUGCUUGUGUCUGUAUCCAAUGGCCACUCCUGCUGCCCCGAGAGGGUCUGUGUGUGCAAUCAGAGCCUGUGUGAUGCCCCGGUGCCCGAGUGUGCCAGUUGGGAGAAGCUGACAGCAUAUUAUCAGGAGGACUCGUGCUGCCCCCGAUAUUCCUGCGAGUGUGACCCAAUAAAGUGUGAGCAGAACCAGCAGAACCAGCAGAACCAGCGCUGCCGGGAGGACCAGACUCUCUUCUCUUCCCCAGUCAACAACUCCUGCUGUGUCCGACACUUCUGUGGGUGCAACGUCUGCUCCUCCCCCAUCCCCUCCUGUCGCGCCGGGGAAAUCCUUAUGGUGGAGGGGAAUGUCACGGAACGUUGCUGCCCUUCCUAUAAGUGCGUGUGUGACAGCUCUCAGUGCCCAGACAUGAGAUGUGACUUUGGGUCGGCGCCGGUGGAGAUUUGGACCCCUGACACCUGUUGCCCUUACAGAACCUGCGAAUGUUCCUGCGAUAAAGUUCCGGUACCAGAGUGCAAACUGGGAGAAAAACUUCAAGUUGAUGAGGAAUUUCAACAUUCUGCCUCCAAUAUCUGUAAUUGCACCGUGUAUAAAUGUGUGCAGGACAGUGUGUGCCUCAGUAAGGAGCGGGGAGUGCUCAGACCGGGACAGACCAUUAUGGAACACAGGGCCGACGGGACGUGCCACUCCGCUCACUGCACCCCCCUACUGGAUCCCGUCACCAAGUACCAUCGGAUCAACGUCACCUCCCUAAAGUGCGCGGCAAAGUGUCAGCCUAAUCAGGUGUAUGAGCCCCCGAGGGACCUGACCUCGUGCUGUGGGAGCUGCCGCAACGUUUCCUGCCUACAGACCCUACUGAAUGGGACUCUGCUCAGUCACAGGCCCGGUACCUCUUGGAUCUCUAACUGUGUCAGAUAUGACUGCACAAACACCUCUGUAGGACCCGUCCUACUCACCUCUGCUAUCAACUGCCCUCCAUUUAAUGAGACAGAGUGUGUAAAGAUGGGCGGCUACGUGGUGUCAUUCUUGGACGGUUGCUGCAAGACAUGUAAGGAGGAUGGAAAGUUCUGCAAACGGGUCACUGUCCGAAUGACCAUCAGGAAGAAUGACUGUAGGAGCCACACCCCCGUGAACAUUGUGUCAUGUGACGGGAAGUGCCCCUCGGCCAGUAUCUAUAACUACAAUAUUAACAGCUACGCCCGGUUCUGUAAGUGCUGCCGGGAGUUGGGCCUGCAGCGGCGCGUGGUGCCCUUGUACUGUAGCGCCAACUCCACUUGGGUCAACUACUCCAUCCAAGAACCCACAGACUGUUCCUGCCAGUGGUCCUAAACUGGUUCUGAAACAUUUGGGCCGAGGGAACAGGAUGCUGGUUCCUACGAGACACUGACUGUACAGAGCCCAAUGAGUUCCCCCAAGCUAAUCAGUACUCGGACCUCGCUUCUCCAGAACUCACAGCCCAGUAGGUUUGCAGGAAGGUCCAUUGUGUCCCAUUGGGCCGUUCUUAUAAAACUGUGCCAAUUUCUGAAAGGAAAGAACCGUUCCAUAAGUGCCAGCGCCAUUACGGACCCAUUACCGGCUACUCGGAGCCUCUCCCUGUCCUGGUACCGCCGACCCAUCUAAUUGUUCCGCAGACUGAGCUUCCCGAGCCCAUUGGCCCUGCAGUUCUGUCUCCCUGUCCUGGUACCGCCGACCCAUCUAAUUGUUCCGCAGACUGAGCUUCCCGAGCCCAUUGGCCCUGCAGUUCUGUCUCCCUGUCCUGGUACCGCCGACCCAUCUAAUUGUUCCGCAGACUGAGCUUCCCGAGCCCAUUGGCCCUGCAGUUCUGUCUCCCUGUCCUGGUACCGCCGACCCAUCUAAUUGUUCCGCAGACUGAGCUUCCCGAGCCCAUUGGCCCUGCAGUUCUGUCUCCCUGUCCUGGUACCGCCGACCCAUCUAAUUGUUCCGCAGACUGAGCUUCCCGAGCCCAUUGGCCCUGCAGUUUCUGUCUCCCUGUCCUGGUAACCGCCGACCCAUCUAAUUGUUCCGCAGACUGAGCUUCCCGAGCCCAUUGGCCUGCAGUUCUGUCUCCCUGUCCUGGUACCGCCGACCCAUCUAAUUGUUCCGCAGACUGAGCUUCCCGAGCCCAUUGGCCCUGCAGUUCUGUCUCCCUGUCCUGGUACCGCCGACCCAUCUAAUUGUUCCACAGACUGAGCUUCCCGAGCCCAUUGGCCCUGCAGUUCUGAUGCCCCAGAAGAACCAGCUUUCGGCAGAAUUGGACUUUUGGGUUCUUACCCCCAUGGGGGCAGGUAGGAGCCCAGCAGUAGCGGCACCGCCCCCGGAACCCAGGAGUAAUGGACCCGCUGAGUUUGCUCAUUUUCCAGCAGUAGGAGGACCAGUACCAUCUUGUUGUACCAAUGGCAGGGAAAGAGUCCAAUUGGGCAGAACCAAUAGAAUCAAUGAAGUGGUGUCGCUGGGGAUCUGCCAUUGGGUCCCAUGGAACUCCCAGCGACCCACUCCAAGGGUUCUGCUGUACUGGUGCCGGAGAUCCAUGUUUGUCCCACUGGGGCUGAGCUCAGUAGAACCCGAUGGACUCCCCCACUGUACCAGGUUAUGGAUUCAUUGGGUCUGUCAGAACCUUUCUGUUCCCCAAGGCCCGACCUCAGCUCCCCAGGAACCGCCGGGACCCGGGCAAAUGGCCGCCACUUUACCUCAAAGGGAAAGCGAACCCUCGAGACCCCCGGCAGCAGCAGGCUCCUCCCCCUCUUUGUAAUACAGUGAAUUUUAUCCAA
Xenopus tropicalis (tropical clawed frog) is the source of this 13355-nucleotide messenger RNA. It is a transcript of the gene otog, whose product is annotated as otogelin. The transcript is spliced from 52 exons. The record is from RefSeq and is a predicted model, not a curated record. Gene Ontology annotation, molecular function: alpha-L-arabinofuranosidase activity. Gene Ontology annotation, cellular component: extracellular region. NCBI's taxonomy places the organism in Eukaryota, Metazoa, Chordata, Amphibia, Anura, Pipidae. Gene Ontology annotation, biological process: L-arabinose metabolic process. The coding region runs from base 1 to 11916 and encodes 3971 amino acids.